Molecule: messenger RNA, 489 nt
Organism: Eruca vesicaria subsp. sativa (arugula)
Lineage: Eukaryota; Viridiplantae; Streptophyta; Magnoliopsida; Brassicales; Brassicaceae
Source: the annotation of a GenBank genome assembly
AUGUCAAUCAAUUCCCAUGUGACCGUUCUCGGGACAAUCUUCCUCCUCCUCGUUGCCUCAAGCCAAGCGUUGAAGCUUUCUCUUGGUGACCCGUGCACGGUGGCUGAUCAUCCAAAAUUAUGCAGACGAACCAUUAAGGGUCAAACGAAUGUGAACGCAGCGACAGAUAUGGCCAUAAGAGUGCUAAUGAAGCGGACGAUGCAAGCCAAAGAUAUGGCCAAGAAAGAGCCGAAAGGCGACGGAGGAGUCGCUACUUGUUUGUCCACCUUCGAUAGCGCGUUUGACAACUUGGCCAAAUCCCUUAAGAACAUGAAGGAAAAUGAUGGUUAUAGCCUCAACAUGAACCUUAGCGCAGCGUUAACCGACUACGAUACUUGCAUCGACGCAAUGGAGGGAACUCAGGAAGCUAACGUCUUCUAUAAAUCCGCAGGUGUUUUGUAUAAAAUGGCUGAUAACUGUUUGGCACUUUCUACCCUCGUUAAACAAUGA